AUGUCGGAAACAAUGAUUUCGGAGGUCCAUACACGUGAGCGGCGUGACGUCUACCAUGAGGCCGAUGUCGUCGUUGUCGGUGCCGGUGUCUUUGGCUGCGCGGCUGCCUUCGCUCUGGCAAACCAGGGACGCUCGGUGCUUCUUCUCGAGAGAUGGAUGCAUGAGCCCGACCGGAUUGUGGGCGAGCUGCUGCAGCCAGGAGGUUUGACGGCCCUGAGGAAGCUGGGCCUGGGCCACUGCAUCGAGGCCAUCGACGCAAUCCCUUGCUACGGCUACAACGUCAUCUACCACGGAGAGCCAUGCGCUAUUCCCUACCCCGGACUCAACGAAAAGGGCGAAGUGACCCAUGCGUGGGGAGGAAGAGGGACGGGCGGAACGAAGCAAGAGGGGUGCGGAUUCCAUCACGGCAAAUUCAUCUCGCAGUUGCGCAAGGCGUGCCUGGGCCACAAGAACAUCACAGUCGUCGAGACAGAGGUUGUCAAGACGAUUCGAGGAGAGCACACAGACCAGGUCCUGGGCGUGGAGUCACGGACCACAGUCAACAAGGAGACGGGAGAGAAGAAGAGCGACUACUUCUUUGGCCAGCUCACCAUUGUUGCCGACGGAUACGACUCCAAGUUCCGAAAGCAAGUCCUAGAGACCAAGCCCGUCGUCAAAAGCAAGUUUUAUGCCCUGGAGCUGGUCGACACGAAGCUACCGCUGCCCUUCCACGGCCACGUCAUCAUCGGCAACGCCUUCCCCAUCCUCCUCUACCAGAUCGGCACCCACGAGACCAGAGCGCUCUUCGACGUGCCCGCAAACAUCCCCCAGGCCUCUCCCGAAGCCGGCGGCGUCCGCGGCUACAUCAAGAACUGCGCCAUCCCCGUGCUCCCCGAGGCCAUCCGCCCGGCUGCCGAAAAGGCCCUCGCCGACGGCAAGAUCCCCCGCAGCAUGCCCAACAGCUGGCUCCCCGCCGUUCCCCAGACCCCGAGCGGCCUCGUCGUCCUCGGCGACGCCCUGAACAUGCGGCACCCCCUUACCGGCGGCGGCAUGACCGUCGCCUUCAACGACGCGCUGCUGCUCUCCGAGCUGCUGCAUCCCGACCUCGUCCCCAACCUCGAAGACAAGGCGGCCAUUCGCGACGCCAUGAACAAGCUCUACUGGCGCCGCAAGAACUUCACCAGCAUCAUCAACACCCUCGCCCAGGCCCUCUACUCCCUAUUCGCCGCCAACGACCGCCAGCUGCGCGCCCUCCAGCUGGGCUGCUUCGAGUACUUUCGCCGCGGCUGGACCGACGGGCCGGCCGGCCUGCUCGGCGGCAUCAUCCAGCGACCCCUCGUGCUUGCGUACCAUUUCUUCUACGUCGCCUUUGUGGCCAUCUGGAUGAACGGGGCCAACGUCAUUGGCGGGCCGCUGGGCUUCUGGAAACUGCCCCUCGCGCUGCUCGAUGCCGUUCUCAUCCUGUGGAAGGCCUGCGUGGUCUUUUUGCCAGUUAUCUGGAGAGAAGGCUUCCAAUGA
This is a messenger RNA of Trichoderma aggressivum f. europaeum, 1497 nucleotides long. RefSeq lists its product as uncharacterized. The coding region runs from base 1 to 1497 and encodes 498 amino acids. The record is from RefSeq and is a predicted model, not a curated record. Gene Ontology annotation, biological process: ergosterol biosynthetic process. The transcript has a single exon. NCBI's taxonomy places the organism in Eukaryota, Fungi, Ascomycota, Sordariomycetes, Hypocreales, Hypocreaceae. Gene Ontology annotation, cellular component: membrane; endoplasmic reticulum. Gene Ontology annotation, molecular function: flavin adenine dinucleotide binding; squalene monooxygenase activity.